UAAAUUCGGUCAAGGAAUCCGAUUUGGAAAAUUUAAACAAACCCAGCAUAGCAUACCAUCUACUACAUCAAAAAAAGAACCUUGCACAACUGUCUUAAAAAUCAAAAGAGCUUCCCUCUUAAAAAUCUAUUGUCCUAGUCGAAAGAUAUUCAAGCAAGAACACUCUUUGGUUAAAGAAGAUCUCGAAAACCACAGCUUUAGAUCGGCUUCUCACUUUUUAGCCAAAACACCCAAUACAACGUCUUCUCCUCAAUACUACGCUUCAUACAACGGUCGUUUAACACGAAGAUAGAAGAAGCAAAUACACUACCACCGAAAAACUUUCCGCACCUUUGGUCUACCACACGCUUUAUCUUUGGAAAGUCUGAAGUUUCUAGCGAACCAUAUUUUUAGUUCGAGAAAGAUAGAUCGAAAGCUAAAAUUCACCUCCUUAUUUCGAGAAGUCGCGCUCCUUAUCCACUUGGUCCGACUCUUCGAAAGUCACUUUAGACACAUUUCGCACCAAAGACAUACCACAGCAAAUUCAGUGGAAGGAAUAUCACUCGAUCAACAUGACUUCUACCAGUAGUAAGAGAGAUCCAACGACUCACAUGACGGAGGUCAAUUUCGGAACGCGGCCCGAGGCAAAGAUUCUUGACGUUUCGAAACUAAUACUCAGUGACACCUAUCCAGAAGCAGGGUCCACGGGCAAAUCGCCACGCUUAACAUUCGGCGUGGAAUUGGAGAUGGUUAUUUGUACUCUCGGGGAUACAUGCCUAAACCCAAUACCAGGAGAUCGCAGGAAGGUCUACGGCGUUGCUAGUGCCCUUAACUCACCACUAUUGGAGUAUGAUCCUGUAUCAGCACAAUUUGGCGAAGGCACCCCUACGAAAAUGCCACGUGAGGAGAUCUCAUGUAGAGAUAAGGGACGACUAUGUGUAUAUGAAGAUAUUGUUCACAGGCUAAGCUGUGCUGGGUUCCCUGCUGCACAUAUGGAAGCUCCGGAAUGUCGAGAGCGUGGAUAUACACCUUGGAUGGCCGACAAGUGGAUAGUUGGAACGGACUCUAGUAUAAACUGUCCAGAUGAAACAAUUUAUGACUAUCAUAAGAUCGAACUUAAAUCUCCCGUCUAUUAUUUCAGCAAAGGGGCUCUUGAAGCAGUUGAAACGGUAUGGGAGAUCAUCGAGUCCACUUAUAAAGUCGUCAUCAACGACUCGAUGGGACUACAUGUUCAUGUCGGCAACGGGGUUGAUGCUUUCGAUGUCCCAACGUUAAGAAACCUGUGGGCUAUUCUCUGGAGCACAGAGAAAUGGAUUGAGACAAUUCACCCUCCUCAUCGCAUAGACAAUGCAGCCUGCCUGAGCUUUCAUUACUGCUCCAAAUUAUGGUUCGAGAUCGGAUCACUAUCAUCUGACCCGGAGGACGAGGUACUAGACUGGAUCUUGAAAAGAGCACCUCCAAUGGUAGAGGCAUUCCUCGACACCAUGAAGAACGCCGACUGUGCCUACAACUUCACUAAGUUGCAAAAAAAAUACUAUGAAGGAAGUAUCAUGCGCACCAUCGAGUUUCGCCAGCAUGAAGCAACAACUGAUAAGGAGCGAGUAACACAAUGGAUUCGAACAUGUGUCGGACUAGUUCAAGCAUCUGCAGCUACAGACCCCGCCAAACUCGAUCCAUACCUAAGACGAUUGAUUCAGAGGAAGAGAGAAGAAGUUCAUGUGGGGGAUAUUUUGGAAAACCUUGGGCUUGAAAGUGCGGCGUACUACAGAGCUCAAAUACCAAGGGAAAAAGUGCCUGACGAAAGUGCCUUCAAGAAGUUGUUGAAGAAGACUAAAAGUUUUCCUCGAGGAUGACGGGUGUUUUUCUCGCACAGUAUGAGACGUAGCCUCCUAUCAUAUUUCAUAAUGAUCAGCUUGGACUCAGACAUACAAAAGCCAACAUUCGGAUCCCGUCAGAUGAGUAUCAAAAGUUUUCACGUUUUUUGUUUUGCUUUUCCUCUUUCAGAUUUUGUUAGGACAUCCAAACACGUAAAAGAGGGCGGCAUGGAAUGGGGAGGAAUGAUGGUGAAGC
Messenger RNA from Sclerotinia trifoliorum, 2049 nucleotides. Lineage: Eukaryota; Fungi; Ascomycota; Leotiomycetes; Helotiales; Sclerotiniaceae. The record is from the annotation of a GenBank genome assembly.